CCGGCACACCGCAUUCCGACACCGUCCGCUGGCACGCAAACAACUCUCGCGCUCUGCGUACCGUUCUCUUAUUGCUACCGCUGCUGCUGCCGUUGUCGCUGCUCUCUCGUCGUCGUCGUCGACUACAACACUGUUAUUUUUUAUUGUGAUUAAUUUUAUUUUCAUUCGUUUGAGAAUAAUAAUAUUCUCGUUCGUGUUACGAAUCAGUGCGAUUUCGUUUAUAUAACUCACCACUUUUGUGUUUCGCCUACAAACAGUCGUCAUCAUGUCUUCUGUCGCCACUGAAAUGCAACAACCCGUCUCCAGGACUUACCAAUACAGAAAGGUCAUGAAACCAAUGUUGGAACGCAAACGCCGCGCCCGCAUCAACCGGUGCUUGGACGAGCUCAAAGAACUUAUGGUGGUCGCCCUACAGUCCGAGGGCGAGAACGUCAGCAAACUGGAAAAGGCCGACAUUCUCGAACUCACUGUCAGACACUUGCACAAGCUUCGCCGUCAACAACGCCUUUCCGGCAACCCGGUGACCGAAAUGGACCGAUUCCGCGCGGGAUACACGCGCUGCGCCUCCGAAGUUUCCCGGUGCUUGGCCGCCACUCCCGGCCUGGACGUCACCCUGGGCGCCAACCUCAUGACUCACCUGGGCCACCGACUCAACUCCAUCCAACCGACCGGACCGACGGCGGCCGUGACCACCACCUCGCCGGCCACGCCGUUGACGCUCAACACCGACACGUCCUCGUCAUCGUCCUCGUCCUCGUCCUCGGCGUCGUCGUCGGCUUCGUCGUCGUGCUCCUCACCACCACCACCCCCGUCGCCCACCGGCAGCACUACCUCGUCGUAUCCGAUGCCACUGACGCCCAACUCGAUGGUCGGCACCGGAUGCAACACGGACUCCACUUCCACCGGACUCCUGCAAGUCGUCGACAUGUCCCUGAAAAACGACAACGCCUCCGUGUGGAGACCUUGGUAAUAAACUGAUCAUCGUGUGUACAACAACACACGCGAAAACGCACACGCACGUGCGAGCGAUAUUACCAUUUAUUAUAUAAUAUUAUUUGUCUCGAUUUGAUUAUUAUUUUUUUUUUUUCGUUAUUGCCUACCACUUAUAUUGUAUCGUUUUCUUGUUAUGUUAUACAUUUUCUGGAAAAAUCAACCAAACGCCUGUAUAACGGGACGCGGACGCAAACGGGUUUUUAUCGAACUUUUUACGCUUAUAUGAACGAAAAGAUUUUGACAUAUACGUAUAUUAAUAUGAUAUAUAUUAUUAUAAUUAUAUAUAUAUAUAUUUAUAUAGAGAGUUUUUGAUAAAUUAUUAAUUAGGCAUUUUUUUAUUCGCACGCG
Aphis gossypii (cotton aphid) is the source of this 1341-nucleotide messenger RNA. Its product is annotated as enhancer of split mgamma protein-like. The transcript is spliced from 2 exons. Lineage: Eukaryota; Metazoa; Arthropoda; Insecta; Hemiptera; Aphididae. Gene Ontology annotation, cellular component: nucleus. The record is from RefSeq and is a predicted model, not a curated record. Gene Ontology annotation, biological process: regulation of neurogenesis; anterior/posterior pattern specification; regulation of transcription by RNA polymerase II. Gene Ontology annotation, molecular function: RNA polymerase II cis-regulatory region sequence-specific DNA binding; protein dimerization activity; DNA-binding transcription factor activity, RNA polymerase II-specific. Bases 266 to 970 code for a protein of 234 amino acids.